UCCUUCUAACCCGUUUAUUUUUUUUUUCUUCUCCUGUGCAACUCCAGGGUCUCUCUGUCCCCUUCGGCCUCCGCUUCCUUGUUCCCUUUUCUCAGAGUCGGAGAGAAGAGUGAUGCCUUCAAUUGUGCAAAAUGGACCCAGAAACAAUCCUCAAACCCAAAAGCCUCACUCCAACUUUCCCAAUAAACCUCACAAUCCUGAUUCUCUGGCCAAGAGAGAAAGGAUUGAGAGGCAGAGAGAGUCUCUACCAAUAGCAUCAGUUAAGGAACGACUAGUUGAGGGGGUUAAUACCCAUGAUAUUUUGAUCAUUGUUGGUGAAAGUGGAAGUGGAAAAACAACUCAAUUACCUCAGUUUUUAUUCAGUGCUGGGUUCUGUCAAGAUGGAAAAGUUAUUGGGAUAACUCAACCCAGACGUGUUGCAGCGGUCACCGUGGCAAAACGAGUGGCGGAGGAAUGUGGGGUUGAAUUGGGGCGAAAGGUUGGAUAUUCCAUCAGGUUUGAUGACAAAACUUCCAGCUCUACAAGGAUUAAGUACAUGACUGAUGGAUUGCUACUCAGGGAAGCAUUGUUGGAUCCUUACCUCUCUAGAUAUUCAGUCAUCAUUGUGGAUGAAGCUCAUGAGAGAUCAGUCCACAUUGAUGUUUUGCUAGGAUUGCUAAAAAGUGUGCAAAAUAUGAGGUCAAACUUCAUGAAGGAUCUUGAUAAUAUGGAUGAUAAGAAGUCAAACAAUAGGGCAAUGAAGGGGACAGGAACUGGUGCUCAAUGUUCUAGUUUUCUCAAGCAAUGCCAUGGUAGAAAAUUCCCUCCGUUGAAGCUAAUCAUAAUGUCCGCCAGCUUGGAUGCUCGUGUUUUCUCUGAGUACUUUGGUGGUGCCAGAGCUAUUCAUAUUGAAGGGCGCCAACAUCAAGUUGAUGUACUGUAUACUCUUCAUUCUGAGCCAGAUUAUCUUGAUGCGACCUUGGUUACUAUAUUCCAGAUUCAUUUGGAGGAGGCCCCUGGUGACAUACUUGUAUUUCUAACUGGGCAAGAAGAGAUUGAAUCUGUUGAAAGACUUGUGCCAGAACAACUUCAUAAAUUACCUGAAGCCAAUCGAAAGUUGUUAAUUGUCCCCAUAUUUUCAUCCCUUCCAUCAGAGCAGCAGAUGCGGGUUUUCACGCCAGCUUCAGCUGGGCAUCUUAAGGUAAUAUUGGCCACAAAUAUUGCUGAGACGUCAGUGAGGAUACCUGGAAUCAAAUAUGUUAUAGACUCAGGAUUUGUAAAAGCACGUUCCUAUGAUCUAGUCAAAGGAAUGGAAUCAUUGAUAAUUGUUCCAACUUCAAAAGCUCAGGCUCUUCAAAGGAGUGGACGUGCAGGGCGUGAAGGACCUGGGAAGUGCUUUCGUCUCUAUCCAGAGCGUGAAUUUGAGAAACUUGAGGAUUCAACAAAGCCAGAGAUCAAGCGGUGCAACCUCUCAAAUGUCAUCUUGCAGCUGAAGGCUCUAGGUGUUGAUGAUAUCAUUAGAUUUGAUUUCAUGGAAAAGCCAUCUAGGGCAGCUAUCAUCAAAUCGUUGGAGCAUCUGUUUCUGCUUGGUGCUUUGACAGAUGACUGUAAGUUGUCAGAGCCUAUUGGGCAUCAAAUGGCUCGGCUUCCCUUAGAUCUUAUUUAUUCCAAAGCGCUCAUCCUAGCUAGUCAGUUCAACUGCUUGGAAGAAAUGCUGAUAACGGUUGCGAUGCUCUCGGUGGAAUCAAUUUUUUAUGCCCCUCGCGAGAAGAAGGAUGAGGCAAGAACUGCAAUGAAGUGCUUUGCAAGUCCAGAUGGAGACCAUCUCAUAGUUAAUGUAUAUCGGGCAAUAGAUAGACUUUUGAAGAAAAGAAAUAUGGAAGUUGGUAAUAAAAAGAAUCUCCGUGGAAAAAAUGAAAAAUUUCUGAGAAAAUGGUGCAAAGAAAAUUUUAUUAAUAGUCGAUCCCUGAGGCAUGCUUGUGACAUUCACAGUCAAAUUCGAGGGCAUGUUGAACAAAUGGGUCUUCCUAUUUCGUCCUGUGGAGAUGACCUGGUUCAAUUCCGCAGAUGCCUUGCUGCUUCAUUUUUCCUUAAUGCAGCUUUGAAGCAGCCUGAGGGAACAUACAGGGCUUUGGCAAGUGGACAGGUAGUGCAGAUUCACCCUUCUUCUGUAUUAUUCCAGUCAAAGGCAGAAUGCAUAAUUUUCAAUGAACUAGUCCAAAGCACUAACAAGUAUAUCCGCAACAUAACUAGAAUCGAUUAUUUAUGGUUGACUGAACUUGCUCCACACUAUUAUGCCAUGCGGAGUUAAAAUUUUCUGCUGGAAAUAGCAGGAAAGGAAGAUCUUUGUUUCUUACUAUUGAGGGUGAUGAUUGAUAAUGCAUCCAAGCAACGUGAUUUAUCGUCUGCAUCUUCUUGUCCAUUUCUUUGGACAUUGGUAGAGGAGGGGAAUAGCAGAAUUUUAGGAUUCUCACUUUCAACCCUUAUCUGGUUGGUGCUGUGACUAUUUGUCAUUAGCAGUAUCCUACAGAGAAAAUUGUCAAUUCCCUGUGGACUUUGCCGGCCAAUACAAGGAAGGAUGGUGAUGCUGCUUCAAUUGUCUUCAUUUUGAAUUUCUAUGACAGCAAGCCUGGUUGUUGAAAAUCAGCCCCGGUCAUGACUACAUGGAGUGGAGGAUGCACACUCCCCAACCUCCUCUUCUCUCUCUGUGUAUAAUUCCAUGUUAUGUAGGCUUGAGAAAUAAUACUUUGUCAUCAUUCUAAAUUAAAACAUCUUUAUUCCUAGAAGUCAGAUUCCCAACCCAUGGAUUUUAAGUUGCUCUCCACCGCGAUUUAUAGCCAACUCAGAGUAUAAAAAUUGAUGAUAUUCUUGUAUGGUUAUGUAUGUCUUGCACUGAUUGGCAGUUGAAAAUUUCCAACAUGUCUUUUAUCCAUUGUUUUUUUUCUUCAGGAAGGGGCUUUCUGAACUUGUAAUUGAAUGCCAAAAAUCUAUUAAACCUAAUCACAUUAUCAAUUUUUAACA
This is a messenger RNA of Hevea brasiliensis (rubber tree), 3000 nucleotides long. Its product is annotated as pre-mRNA-splicing factor ATP-dependent RNA helicase DEAH10. Lineage: Eukaryota; Viridiplantae; Streptophyta; Magnoliopsida; Malpighiales; Euphorbiaceae. Gene Ontology annotation, molecular function: RNA binding; ATP hydrolysis activity. Gene Ontology annotation, biological process: positive regulation of transcription by RNA polymerase I. The record is from RefSeq and is a predicted model, not a curated record. Gene Ontology annotation, cellular component: intracellular anatomical structure; nucleolus.